AUGGCUGUGCUCGUCGCGCUUCUGCCCUUGGUGGUGGCGGGUGUUUUGGGGAACGAGUUCAGUAUAUUAAGAUCUCCAGGGUCCGUUGUUUUCCGCGAUGGAAGCUGGCCUAUCCCAGGGGAGCGCAUCCCGGACGUGGCGGCACUGUCCAUGGGCUUCUCUGUGAAAGAAGACCUUUCCUGGCCGGGCCUCGCCGUGGGAAACCUCUUCCAUCGUCCCCAGGCCACGGUGAUGGUGAUGGUGAAGGGCGUGGACCGGCUCGCGCUGCCCCCGGGCAGCGUCACCUCCUACCCGCUGCAGAACGCAGUUCCUUUCAACCUGGACAGUGUUGCAAAUUCCAUUCACUCCUUAUUUUCUGAAGAAACGCCAGUAGUUUUGCAGCUGGCUCCCAGCGAGGAAAGAGUGUACAUGGUGGGGAAGGCAAACUCAGCUUUUGAAGAUCUUUCAGUAACGUUACGACAGCUCCGCAGUCGCCUGUUUCAAGAAAACUCUGUCCUCAACUCGCUUCCCCUCAAUUCCCUGAGCAGGAACAACGAAGUCGAUCUGCUCUUCCUUUCCGAACUGCAAGUUCUACAUGACAUUUCAAGUCUGUUGUCUCGACAUAAGCAUCUAGCCAAGGACCAUUCUCCUGAUUUAUAUUCACUGGAACUGGCAGGUUUGGAUGAAAUUGGGAAACAUUACGGAGAAGAUUCUGAACAAUUCAGAGAUGCUUCUAAGAUCCUUGUUGAUGCUCUACAAAAGUUUGCAGAUGACAUGUAUGGUCUCUAUGGUGGGAAUGCAGUGGUAGAGCUGGUGACUGUCAGAUCCUUCGACACAUCCCUUGUGAGGAAGACAAGGACUAUCCUUGAAGCAAAACAAGAGAAGAACCCAUCAAGCCCCUAUAAUCUUGCUUAUAAGUAUAAUUUUGAGUAUUCAGUGAUUUUCAACAUGGUGCUUUGGAUAAUGAUCGGCUUGGCCUUGGCUGUGAUUAUCACCUCUUACAAUAUUUGGAACAUGGAUCCUGGAUACGAUAGCAUCAUUUACAGGAUGACAAACCAGAAGAUUCGGAUGGAUUGA
Molecule: messenger RNA, 1056 nt
Organism: Pipistrellus nathusii (Nathusius's pipistrelle)
Lineage: Eukaryota; Metazoa; Chordata; Mammalia; Chiroptera; Vespertilionidae
Source: the annotation of a GenBank genome assembly